CGUCAUGAUUUUGCGCUGGCCGGACAACUCCUGUUGACCUCUGAUCCACCGACCCGCAAAGCCCUCUUCCUCUCCUUCGAAAUCCCUAAAAAAUUCCUGCGGAGAAAGAGAGAGAACCCUAAUCCCGCCGGUUAGAUAUGUCAACGUCGGGACAACCUCAGUUCAGGUACACGCAGACUCCGUCCAAGGUCAUCCACCUCCGCAACCUCCCGUGGGAAUGCGGCGAAGAGGAGCUCAUCGAGCUCUGCCAGCCCUUCGGCAAGGUCGUCAACACCAAGUGCAAUGUCGGCGCCAACAAGAACCAGGCUUUCGUCGAAUUCACUGAGCUAAGUCAUGCUAUCUCGAUGGUGUCAUAUUACGCUUCAUCCUCGGAGCCUGCACAGAUUCGUGGCAAGACUGUGUAUAUCCAGUAUUCCAAUAGACAUGAAAUUGUGCACAAUAAGAGUCCAGGAGAUGUUCCUGGAAAUGUUUUGCUGGUUACCAUGGAGGGCGUUGAGGCUGGCGAUGUGAGCAUAGAUGUUAUCCACCUGGUAUUUUCUGCUUUUGGAUUUGUACACAAAAUUGCCACAUUUGAGAAGGCUGCUGGCUUUCAGGCACUUAUUCAAUUUAGUGAUGUUGAGACUGCAUCUGCAGCAAGGACUCAAUUAGAUGGAAGAAGUAUACCCAGUUACCUACUUCCAGAGCAUGUUAAGUCGUGUAACUUGCGAAUUACAUAUUCUGCCCAUACGGAUUUAAACAUCAAGUUCCAGUCUCAUAGAAGCAGGGACUACACAAAUCCUUAUCUUCCUGUUAAUCCAACUGCAAUUGAGGGAAUUAUGCAGCCUGCGUUAGGUCCUGAUGGAAAAAGGAAUGAACCUGAGAGUAAUGUGCUUCUUGCUUCAAUAGAAAACAUGCAGUAUGCUGUUACAGUGGAUGCACUUCACACGGUGUUUUCUGCCUUUGGUCCUGUGCAAAAAAUUGCUAUAUUUGAGAAGAAUGGUGGAACUCAAGCAUUGAUUCAGUACCCUGACAUAACGACUGCAGCAGUUGCCAAAGAGGCGUUAGAGGGCCAUUGCAUCUAUGAUGGUGGUUAUUGUAAGCUUCAUCUAUCAUACUCUCGUCAUACUGAUCUCAAUAUAAAGGCUUACAGUGACAAAAGUAGAGAUUAUACAAUCCCCAACCCUAGUUUGAUUGCAACCCAGCCCAGUUCUGGACAUCCUGCUGCCCCACCAGUCUGGCAGAAUCCUGCGAUGAGUGCUGCAACUUCUGCGCAAGCUCCAAUGCCUGGGGGCCAAGUUCCCUCAUGGGAUCAGACAAUGAAUGCGAGACCAGGCUUUGUCUCUGCUUCUGGUUCUUUUCCUGGCCAAAACUUUGCCCCACCUAGCUAUCCUCAGUAUUCUGCUGCUGCCAUGCCAGUUGGUUCUUCUCCCAUGCCACACACUGGCCAAAUUUCUCCAAAUGCAGCUUCCAUGAGAAUGCCUCAUGUCAGUCCUGGAGGAGCUUCACUACCUGGCCAACCACCGUAUUAUGGGCAUUGAGCUGUGCCUGACUUCUCAGUGGUAAAAUCUUUAGGUGGUUUUUCUCCACUUCCAUGCCGAUCAAGUGUGGGAAGAGACGUUUGGACAAGGAAAUUUAACUUUAAUUCAAAUGCAGUUGCUUCAGUGGCUCAGGUUUGUCUUGUUGCUUGAAUGUAUGAUCUCUUCUGACAUUGAUCUGACUUUUGAGGUUCGGGCAACUUUCAUACUUAAGAAGAAAUUUGUUGAUAGGGACCGUUGUUUCCAAAUUGCUGAUUACAUGUUGUCUAGCUGUCUCCAUUUGUAAGCUCGCUAGAAGUAAUUGUUAUGUGCAUAAGUUUGCCUGGCUGCUUCUUC
This is a messenger RNA of Rhodamnia argentea, 1850 nucleotides long. RefSeq names its product polypyrimidine tract-binding protein homolog 1. The record is from RefSeq and is a predicted model, not a curated record. NCBI's taxonomy places the organism in Eukaryota, Viridiplantae, Streptophyta, Magnoliopsida, Myrtales, Myrtaceae. The transcript has 10 exons. Gene Ontology annotation, biological process: regulation of RNA splicing. The coding region runs from base 138 to 1517 and encodes 459 amino acids. Gene Ontology annotation, cellular component: nucleus. Gene Ontology annotation, molecular function: mRNA binding.